AUGGAGCAGAAGGGAGUGAACCGCCGGGGCCCGAGCCGGGACAGACCGGCGUCGGUGGGUGUCAGAGCCCGGGCAGAGAUGGAGACCUUGCCGAGGUCCAGCAAAAUCAAUGCCUGUCGUGAUCCUGGCUGGAGUCUCCCUUUGAGGAACCCUGGAAACCAAAGCGCGUUUAAUGGCCUUGAAUUCAAAAAGGAUAGGGAUGCUCUGGUGUAUAGACUUGGUCUUGAAUCUUUAUUGCAGGCGUAUGCCAAAUUUUCUGGUGCUCCCCUAACACUGAAUAUGAUAAAUAGCUCAUGGAGAGCUCCGAAAGGAGAUGUACCAGUCUUGAUAUCAGAAGACAUUGUUAUUUCUCAGCCAGCAAAAAUACUAAACUUCUUAAGAAAGCAGAAAUAUAAUGCUGAUUAUGAAUUGUCUGCAAAACAAGGAGCGGAUACACUUGCAUAUAUUGCACUACUUGAAGAGAAACUUUUUCCUGCUCUGCUGCACACUUUCUGGGUUGAGGCUGAAAAUUACUGCAGUGUGACAAAGCCAUGGUUUGCUUCAAGGAUUGCCUUCCCACUGAGUUUGUAUCUGCCUGGAAAGAUGUCCAGGGAAGCACUGAACAGGAUCUUGCUGACGAGGGGAGGACCUCCACUCUACAGUCUCACUGAAGUGGAAGCACAGAUAUACAGAGAUGCCAAGGAGUGCCUAAAUCUCCUGUCGAAGAGAUUGGGAACAACUCAGUUUUUCUUUGGAGAUACGCCUACCACCUUGGAUGCCUUUGUGUUUGGUUUCCUUGCACCGAUUUAUAAAGUGUGCUUCCCGAGAGUACAAUUACAAGAGCAUUUGAAACAGCUUCCCAAUCUGUGUCGAUUCUGUGAUGAUAUUUUAACUUGCUACUUCAGGUUAACUGUCUCAGGCCAUUCUCCAGGUGGACAGGAUAUGGCAGAUGCUAAUCUGCAGAAACUCACACAGCUUGUAAAUAAGGAAUCCAACUUGAUCGAAAAGAUGGAUGACAACCUUCGUAAGAGUCCUCAGCAUCCCCCUCGAAAGCUAACAAUGCUCAAGCUUGCUGCAGGUGGAGAAGAAAGUCCGUUGAAUCGUUUGUCACCUUGACAGCUUUUGUUGCCCAUACACAUGUGUUUGCCUUCAACUCUUCUCAGCACCACAGUAAAUUUUUUCAUGUGAAUGUUGUUUUGCAAGGGAAGAAUCUCUAAUAGAUACAAGUAGGGAAGAAAUACAGCUUUACAAUCUCCAGUCUACCUGUUCUAUUAAGAAAUUGCAUAGUUCAGGCUGACCACACACUAUGCUGAGGCUGAAAUAAGCAAGAGCCUUAUUCCUGCAGAUGUUAAAGUGAUGCUGUACAGCAUAUUUUGCCUUUAGCCUAGCAGAAACGUUGACCAAAAGUUAAAAUUCCACUUACAGAAUGUUCACUGUUAUUUUAUUUUGUGGCUUUUGAUUUUACUGUAAUCGUGUUACUGUAUGUGAGUGGGUAUAUUCUUGUACAUGUCUGAAAAUUACAAAGUCCAGUUGUAAAAUCAGUGAAAAGACUGGGAAGAAAAUGAAACAUCGCCCUUCAUGGCAGCUGAGAAAUGAAGAGCAAUGAGACGAAGUUAAAGAUUUGUAAUUGCCUGAACAUUUGGAUCUCAUGUUUUAAGGUCAUUUGUAUUUUUGAAAACUUGUCAUGUACUUUGAUGGGGAUUUUUGAAAACCUGUUUGUGCUGUGGAGAGUACUAUGAUGUACAAUACUAACAUUUCACAGGUACCUGGUAUUAGUCCUGUGUGAAACAGGCUUAACCUGUGCACAGCGUAAUACCACAUGCUGCAAAAGUGUUAAAGUCACAGAGGACUGGUAGAAAGCUGGAGAGUUUGAUUAGCUCCUGUCAGGGCAAGAGACUUGACUAGUAAACAUAUUGCAUCUCCAGAUUGAAAGGAACUGGUAUGG
This is a messenger RNA of Athene cunicularia (burrowing owl), 1924 nucleotides long. RefSeq names its product metaxin 3 (gene MTX3). Gene Ontology annotation, biological process: mitochondrion organization. The transcript is spliced from 9 exons. Gene Ontology annotation, cellular component: SAM complex. Lineage: Eukaryota; Metazoa; Chordata; Aves; Strigiformes; Strigidae. The record is from RefSeq and is a predicted model, not a curated record. Bases 1 to 1095 code for a protein of 364 amino acids.